Molecule: messenger RNA, 336 nt
Organism: Echinostoma caproni
Lineage: Eukaryota; Metazoa; Platyhelminthes; Trematoda; Plagiorchiida; Echinostomatidae
Source: the annotation of a GenBank genome assembly
AUGAACAUCACAACCCUCGAUUGUAUACCGGUGCGUCGAAGACCCACUCCACGGGACCGAGUACCGAUCACCCUGCAUUGCGUUUGGGAGCUUCGACCGUUCCUCUCAGAAGCUGCGCAUCCUCCCCGGACUCAGAUGCCACAUCAUGCAAUGACUCCAGUUCACCAAGUUACUCAUGUGGAUCUAAAUUUUCGUCAGAGUCUGUGUGCAAUGUCAGAUAUCCUCGGAAAGACAGCCCUAAUCCUAAAAAAGAGGAAUAUACGAACAGCAGAUCCUACGCCCACGGUCAAGCAGAGCAAAUCCGGCGGUCCCGCGAGUCAACAACUUUUGCUAUGA